AUGGCAUCCAUAACAGAGAUAUACAACGCCAACCCAAUCAUCGCCGCUUCCGUCAACACCGCGCGCACAAAACCAAUCAGACACGAAACCCGCUACCUAUGGUCUGAUGACCCGGACUCCAAGGGGCCUUUGUCCGGAUUAGCAGGCUCGAGGGAAGAGAGCGACGAAGAUUCAGAAGAGGGGGAGGAGAUCGACAAUAUCGAGAUUUUUGAACUGCUCAGAGGGAUAUACGACCCCGAGCACCCGCUCACGCUCGAGCAGUUGCAAGUCGUCAACCCUUCGCAUAUCUUUAUCCGCCCUCCUAACCCUCCCUCCCCGGGGGCGGCAACGAAUGUUCUGGUAGAGUUUACACCCACGGUACCGCAUUGUGGGAUGUCGACUAUCAUUGGGCUGGCACUGAGGGUGAGGUUGUUGAGAGCGCUACCGGAGAGGAUGAAGGUUGAUAUCAGGGUGAGGAAGGGGUCGCAUCAGAGUGAGAAUGCUCUGAAUAAGCAACUGAACGAUAAGGAGCGUGUGGCAGCUGCGCUGGAGAACACUGCGCUCCUAGAAGUGGUGGAGAAGUGUCUUGCAGGAGAGCAGCCAACGCUCAUCUGAUUUCUCUCUUUUGCUAUAGACAGCCAUGUCGUUGGAUCUGUGGAUGUGACAGUGUAUCACCAAUAUACCGGAUUGGCAUUUUGUACAACCAGCAAACUAAGUAACAAUGCAAGACGAGGUUCUACAAGGGGAAAAAUUACAGUAUCAAGAUUGAACAAGGGUCAAGAACGUCCAUGCACAUCAACUCAUUCAUCCAUAACCCAAUAUGAUCCCCAAGGGCAGAUGAACCUCCACAAACCGCACCCCAAUUGGGGCUCAUGCUUUUCCUCCUGCUCUUCCUUCUCGGCUGCUGCUUCCCAGUACCCGACAGUGACGGUACCAUUCGUGCUCUCGCAGUACGCAACAUCACCCAUCCAGUCCUUCGCCUCGUCCUCGUCGUACGCAUCCCCGACCCAGUACUUGCGGACGCCCCCUUCGUCAGAGAUGAGCGCAGCAUGCUCUGCUAGCGAGGGGAGGAGAGCAACCGCGCCGUUUUGAUGCACGAUGGUAAGGGGUCCUUCGAAGUCAAGUGGGAUGAGACAGUGGACGGUGCCGUUGUGCGUCUUGGCGAGGAUGUUGACAGGCACGGGGGAUUCGCGCUCCACCACUCCUAGCCGGACAACGCCAUUGUGGCUGAUAGCCUCAAGCUCACACCUUUUCGCCUCCCCCUUGAUCCAUACGUUGGCGUCAAUAAGGCCGUUGUGGCUCUCCAGGCUGAGGUUCUUCCCCUGCCCUCCAGGUAUAGAGAGGUCGAUGAGGAACGAGCCGUGGAUAGGGAUGUUGUCCCUCCGGAUAUGGAUGUGAUUUUGACCUGGGAGGGGAGGAGCGGACAUUGCAGGUGCUGCGCCAGGUACGGCGGUGGGGGAGUACGGAGGAGGCGGGAUGGAUGUUGCGGAUUUGUUGUCGGGGAGCAGCAUUGUUGGGAAUGGAUGUGGGAGAGAG
Molecule: messenger RNA, 1515 nt
Organism: Dacryopinax primogenitus
Lineage: Eukaryota; Fungi; Basidiomycota; Dacrymycetes; Dacrymycetales; Dacrymycetaceae
Exons: 4
Coding region: 1-594 (197 amino acids)
Biological process (GO): iron-sulfur cluster assembly
Source: RefSeq, a predicted model, not a curated record